Messenger RNA from Calliphora vicina (urban bluebottle blowfly), 504 nucleotides. RefSeq lists its product as uncharacterized. Lineage: Eukaryota; Metazoa; Arthropoda; Insecta; Diptera; Calliphoridae. The coding region runs from base 1 to 504 and encodes 167 amino acids. The record is from RefSeq and is a predicted model, not a curated record. The transcript has a single exon.
AUGGCUCAAUUUGUAACUCAUAUACAACCGACUUUAUUAGAGGCAUCCCAGGGCCAUGUACCGCAUCAUCAUGCCCAUCAAGUGGGACUCCAGCAUACAUCUCAUUUGCCACACAGUGGCCAUAAUAUGCCAUCGCCACCAACAGCUCAUAAUCACCAACAUCAACACCAACAUCAACAUCAUCAUCAGCAGCAGCAACAGCAGCAUCAUCACCAGCAACAACAGCAGUCAUCAGCACAUCAUACUCACCACCAGAGUCCACCAUCACAGGUCUCAUCACCUCCAGCCGCGGGAGGCCAUUAUUCACAUCAUCAUCAUCAUCAACAGCAGCAUCAGCAGCAACCACAACAACAGCAGCAAAGUGUUCAUCACCAUGGCCAAGGAAAGCACACGGCGACUGGCGGCGUGGGCAAACAUGAACACUGUCCAACUGGCCACCAGAGUUCGGUAACAGCCAUUUAUUUCCAACAUUCAUUUGAAAACAAUUCUCAAUCUGUAUGCUGA